AGGGUCGCGGGGAACCACUUCCGGGGGCGCGGCGCGGCGAAGCGGGAGAAAUUGGCUCUGGAGAGUGGUGAGUCGGAGGAGACCUCAGGCAGCAGGCAGCUGGGGCCAUGGCCUCCGACCUGGACUUCUCUCCUCCCGAGGUGCCGGAGCCCACGUUCCUGGAGAACCUGCUACGGUAUGGACUCUUCCUGGGGGCCAUCUUCCAGCUCAUCUGUGUGCUGGCCAUCAUCAUCCCUGUUCCCAAGUCCCACGAGGCGGAGGCAGAACCAUCUGAGCCCCGAAGUGCAGAGGUGACGAGGAAGCCCAAGACUGCUGCUCCUUCUGUGAACAAGAGGCCCAAGAAGGAGGCCAAGAAGAAGCGGUAGAAGAGGCGGCCUGCGGAGCCUAGCGGGCGGGGUGAGGGCCUUGGGGGCAGCCCUGCCAGGCUCCACACCCUCGCUUCACUCCGGGCUCAGGGUCUGAGGUGGGCCCUCUGACCGCAGAGACCUGGACAGUCAUGAGAGCCUCCAGGCCCCAGCUAGGCAGACCACCACUUCCCUUCCCUUCUGCUUCUGUGAUGGUUUAGAGCCAAGGGGACUGAAACCCCUGUGUGCACAGACUGUCUUGGAAGUCUGUUUGGACGUUGGGUCAGCUCAGCAAGUUACAUUUUCUUACUUAAUCCUUGUGUCCUGCCUUUAGUCAACACCUUGUAGAUGUACACUACAUUUUAGAGUCAUUAUCUAAUGAUGACAGGCACUGCCCUCUCCCAUUACCUGUGCCACGCAGAUCAGAUCUCCUGCUAAUCAGGCACCCUUGUCUCUGCUUGUGUAGAUGGAGCCAGGCCAGGCCUCCCCUGUUUGUUUAGGUCAAGACCCCAAGGUCACUGCGAUGUUCGCAGUCCCCGGUCCCACUAGUACAACAGGCAGGCCUGAAAGAUGCCUGGCGUGAGAGCGAGCGGAAGACGCGGCCAGGGUGAUGCCUGGUUCUCCUGGGUCACAUGGAAGGGAUUUGGCUGAAUGAGUGUGUAUUUGUGGGCCCAAACUUCCUCAGCCUCUGAAAGGGGACGCUUGUCAAUCUCAGACCAACCUCUUUUCAACCCAUCACAGCACAUUCAAGGUAUACCAUUUGGCUUCCAUCUGUAUCCCCUCCAAACCCCCCAAUUCUUUUCAACCCCCACCAGUGAGGAAAAGUCAUUUGGGGAAGAAAACAUCAAUAAACUACCCCACACGCUGAA
Camelus dromedarius (Arabian camel) is the source of this 1213-nucleotide messenger RNA. It is a transcript of the gene MANBAL, whose product is annotated as mannosidase beta like. The transcript has 3 exons. The coding region runs from base 108 to 365 and encodes 85 amino acids. Lineage: Eukaryota; Metazoa; Chordata; Mammalia; Artiodactyla; Camelidae. Gene Ontology annotation, cellular component: membrane. The record is from RefSeq and is a predicted model, not a curated record.